AUGCAUCAACAUCCACGAUCACCAUUCCCGGCGAGGCAGCCAAGCGUAUCCUCACCGAGCUCAGCGAGGGGUGACGGCUCGAGAGACCCGGAUGAUAACCGCGCGUCUUCAAUGCAAUCGUCGGACACCACGAGGGGCCUAGGAAUCGACUCCGGAGCCGAUGCCCCAGCUCCUGGGAAAGAGGCUAUGGCAAAGCUCAAUCAGAUCAUAGCAAACUACCACACUAAAGCUGCGCUGAUUAUACUCCACGCGAGAGCUGACCUUCCUCAAAGUUUCAGCAAAGGAUCUGACUCUCCAAGAGUAAACCGUUGGUUCAAUGUUGAUUUAGAUGAAACCGACGAAUAUCGGGACAGUAUACGGAGAUGGAGGACUUGUGAUGCCGCCGACAAUCGACCACCACCCAUGAUAAUUGAGACGUAUCUUGAUGCAAAAUCAUUGACGAAUAGUCAAACUCUCGUUUUGAUAGACGAAAAUGGAAAACGAUGGGAUGUGGUGGGUGCUUUGGCUGCGUCACAGAAUGCUUUGGUGCGAGCCAAACCAAAGGAAGUCGUCUUAGAGAGAUGGAGAGUCGAGCUGGGCCCGUCCUCAACUCGGCCGCCUCCUGAUUUAGCGUCUAUUUUGCCUACAGUCUACAAAAAGAGCAUUGUCCUAUUUCGAUCCUUGCAUGCCUAUGCGAGAUUAUUGCCGGCCUGGAAGGUCGUCAAACGGGCAGGUAUUAUGCGUACCAACCCCGCUUUGAGGGUCAGAUAUCGAAUUCGUGAAGCUCGUGAUUCUGAUUUGUCCUCAAGCUCCGAUAGCUUGACCCUUUCUUUGCAAUCGGGAACCGAGAAAGUAGUCGAUACCUAUUCCUUUGGUACCACCGAAUCACCAGCUGGUCCGUUUUCGGUUCAAGUGACCUAUCGCCUCAAUGUUGAUUUCAGAGUUGAUGAUUCAGAAUCACUUUUGAGUUCUCGCUUCAUGGGUGCGGAUGAUAAUUAUUUCUUGCCGUCGCUACCGUCCGAAGAACCAAGCAAAAUGCUCGCUCAAGAAGCAGGCUCUCUCCCCUUGGGGAGAAGAGGGUUGGCAGAUCCAGAUCGGUCCCAGGCUUAUGGUAGCCUCUCAACGUUCCACCAGGUUGGACCGACAACAGGUGCUAGUCCCAUAUCAACAUUACGUGCCGUUCGGGAUAUGGGUAGUCCUUCACCUUCGUCCGCGUCUCCUCCGCGGAAAUUACUCUCUGCUGCUAAAGUAGGACCUGUAGGCCGCGUAGUGGGCGAGAGCAGCGGCGUGGCCAGGCGGCCUUCAAUAUCAAUCCAGCCUUUCAAAGCUCCACCGUUAUCUGCAUCUCCAUCGCUUGUUGAUCCGCCGCUCGGUGUCUCUCCUCGAGCUAGCACCGGUCGUGCAAUAACACCAUCAAGUUUGAGCGAUUCCCGUACUAUGCCGCCACCAUCAGUGCCGGCUUCGGCAGGGCGGAAGAUAGGAUUUGAACCGGCAUUACCAUCAUCAGCAUCGAGCUCUCCCAAACCCGCUCCUAUUUCAAGAUACAGCAGUUCCUUUAGCCAUCGACGAGGGAGAUUAUCUUCUGGCGGCACUACCCGUAUUGAAGAGGACAAUAUCUCGAGCGGGAAAGCAAGCGCUGCUUCAUCCGGUGCACCACCUGGCUCCGGAAUACUAGCUGAUCCUAACGGUGCCAGUGGUGAUUCGCUGCAUACAGACGACGAGAAUAUUUCUGACUUCCUUAAGAUGCUCGAUCUCAGGAAAGACCUACUAAGCCCGGUGAAAGCAGCUGCAGUUGAUGCUGCGACUCGUAGAACAUCUGCCGCGCUGACUCGGUUUCAAAGAAUGCGUGAUACUAACGCUGCACUUUCUGACUCCAUGUCCUCUUCAUUUCAUCUUCAUCGCUCGUCGAGCUCAUCCAGUCGACAGUUGUCUAGUGUUCCACCAAUGGUUGCUGGCACAUCAAUAUCUACAGCUUCAUCUCCCGGGAAACCUAUUUCUCCCCAUACCCCUCAUACACCCGCUAUCCGCUCUCGAUUGAGUUCCAACAACAACAUAAUCACUAACGACAGAGAACCGGAUGCUUCCCCCCGACAAUCAGACGUCGAGCCAGAAGUAACUCCAAGUGAUGAAACAACAUACCAACCCACUCAGCCAGGUGCCAAUGUAAUAGACAUUCCUACGUCUCCAAGCUCCGGUCUGCCGACUUACCGGCGUGCGACAUCCGCUCACAGUCGUCGCAUUAGUGCUGGAGGAGGGGACGACGAGGAAAUAUUUCCAUUUGGCAUGCGAAGUGUCUCUUUGGGCGAUGACAGAACUCACUUGAGUCUGAGCGCUCGGAUGCGUCAACAUGAAUACGAGUCUAUGGGCACAAAUACAGCACAGCCAAGCUCGGGAACGACACAACCAGCUGAUGACACCAGUAAUCCCGCAUUGCAAACCUCGUACCCUUUCCGAGAGUUCAAUACACAGCGGGGAGGGUGUGGUUCCAGUGCCGCCGUUGCCACUUCUACAUCCUCAAACCAUCCGUAUCAAACUCGCUUUUCUCAUAGUCGAGGACGAGGCUCAUCAGGAGGACCGCAAUCGCACAGCUCUACCUCUGGCAGCUUGCCACGGGGUAGCGCAAUACCAGCACACCUCACUGAGCGUGAACGCGACCGUGACGGUAGCGCAAGCGGAAGCAAUAGUGUUGCGUCAUCACUCAUAGAAAACAGACGCGGGGCUAGUCGUCGCUCUGGGUCGGGACGUUCUCUAGCUCAGCACACGACUAGUUUUGACGAGGAGGAGCCACUGCUAUUUGCAAUGAGUGAUUUUGGCGCCUCACGGCGAAGUCUCGAAGAGGGUCGACGCAGUAGCGUCGGCGGUGAAUCCGGCACAGCCUCUGGAGGAUCGAGACGUGGUAGCGGACGACGGGGUGCCGGGAUGCCGGGAUUCCACCCAUGGCAAUAGGGACUGCUACAAUGAAUCAACCUUUCAUUCAUACUGCCUACUGACGCUUCGGUAUAGACACCACACACAGUUAGACUCGACCUGAGCCUCUGCAAAACCAACUUCUUCUCGACCUUUGAAAUCCCUGCGACCAAUGAGAUUACUAAACCUUUGGAUAUCGUUUUGUUUUCUUCCAUAUUCUUCCUUAUUGCCUCUGGUCUCUCCUCUCAUCCUACUUACACGACAGGGUUAUAUAUACGUUUCCUUUGAUACUCACUUGUUCUUUGCAUUCUCCGACGUUAUGCUUGGGUAUUUACCUGCAAGCGUUUCCUCUUUUUUGGAAAGAUUGAGUCUUUUUUCGUUUCUAUCUGAUCUUGACUUGCAUUCUGGGACUCCUGGCGUUAUACGUAUUCCAAUGGCUUGGGUCUGGUCUCGAUCUUGAAUGAUAUCUUGGUCGUUCUUGGUUUCGUUGGUCCUUGAUUUCAUGCACAUCUUGUUUUUGUGUCUUUUUCGUCUCGGACCUUGAUCUUGUUCCUCUUUCUUGGGCUGGGUAUGAAUACCCUUUGGAUCUUUUGGGUGUGGUUGGGUAGUUUUCGUUUUGAGAUUGAGAGUUGAUGAUAAAGUGAUACCUUAGACCUAGGUUAAGAAUAUUUCUUUUUACCUCGCGGUUGAAUAUACAUUAUUUAUUCCAUAUAUUGAAUGCUUUUGCCUUUUCUUCAACGAACCUUUGGGGUAUCUCGGUCUUUCUAUCUAUCCUUCUUUUUUUUUUCUUUUCAGUUACCUGACUUUUUUUUGGGUUAAGACUCUAGUACCCAGAAUGACAAGGUAAUGGUACAACAAUCAUAUCUCAUGAUUCACUUUUUCCUCUUUCCAUCUCAAAUCCGCCGGAAUGUAUUCCCCGACGCACUUCGACGUGCUUUAUUCCUGUACCCAUUAU
Molecule: messenger RNA, 3841 nt
Organism: Talaromyces stipitatus ATCC 10500
Lineage: Eukaryota; Fungi; Ascomycota; Eurotiomycetes; Eurotiales; Trichocomaceae
Product: autophagy protein Atg13, putative
Exons: 3
Coding region: 1-2925 (974 amino acids)
Biological process (GO): mitophagy; piecemeal microautophagy of the nucleus; protein localization to phagophore assembly site
Cellular component (GO): cytosol; phagophore assembly site; extrinsic component of membrane
Source: RefSeq, a predicted model, not a curated record